UUCGCGCGGUCGUUUGCCGCCCAGCCUCGGGCAUUCUGCUUAACGCCGUCCUGCUCGAAGCCUCCGAGCCUGAGGGAACUCAGGGAUAUAGACUACACGCGAGCGGAGAAGGGACCCCGGAACGAUUCCUUCCCGGAACCAUUGAGACGAGGCUUCCAGGAGCGUGUGGAGGGGACGUUCUCCCCUCACACCCCCGGUGGGCCUGACUGGACUGGCAGGGAUGGCGGCGGCGGCGGUGGCGGUAGACGCUCGGCCGGGCGCCGCCAUCCCGGUGGAGCUGCGGCGCGAGAGGCGCAUGGUGUGUGUGGAGUACCCGGGCGUGGUGCGCGACGUGUCCAAGAUGCUGCGGACCCUGGGCGGCGAGGAAGGCGUCUCCCGGAUCUACGCAGAUGCCACCAAGAGGCUGGAGCUUUACUUCCGGCCCAAGGACCCCUACUGCCACCCCGUGUGUGCCAACCGCUUCAGUACCAAUAGCCUGCUGCUCCGGAUCAAGCGGAAGACCAGGCGACAGAGUGGGGCGCUGGGGCCUGAGGCUCGCCCUCAGGUCACGUACGACAUAGAGAGCCUUGGAGUCGUCUCCACCGUCUUCAAAUUUCAAGGGAUGUCCGAUUUCCAGUACCUGGCGGUGCACACAGAGGCGGACGGCAGGCAGGUGUCCAUGUACGACAAGGUGCUCAUGCUCAAGCCCCAGAAGGAGAGCUUCUUCCACCAGGACCUGCCACUCUACAUCCCCCCGCCCAUCUUCUCCAGGCUGGACACGCCGGUAGACUACUACUACCGCCCAGAGACACAGCACCGGGAAGGCUACAACAACCCUGCCGUCUCGGGCGAGAACCUGAUCGGCCUGAGCAGGGCCCGGCGCCCCCACAACGCCAUCUUUGUCAACUUUGAGGGGGACGAGGUGCCCGAGCGGCCGAUGGAGGCCGCAGUCCAGACAUGGAAGAAGGUCUGCACCAACCCCGUGGACCACAAAGUGGAGGAGGAGCUGAGGAAGCUGUUUGACAUCCGUCCUAUCUGGUCACGCAACGCCCUCAAGGCCAACAUCAGUGUCCACCCCGACAAGCUCAAGAUCUUGCUGCCCUUCGUGGCCUAUUACAUGAUAACAGGCCCCUGGAGAAGCCUGUGGAUUCGAUUUGGAUAUGACCCCCGAAAACGCCCAGAGGCCAAGAUUUAUCAAGUGCUUGACUUCCGAAUCCGAUGUGGAAUGAAAUACGUUACUUGCGGCUCCUGCCGUGCAGGCCAGGCAUCCGGUCAGUGUCCGUCCCCCGCCUGCGGUUACGCCCCCAGCGACAUGCCCGUCAAGGCCAAGCGCAGCACCUACAACUACAGCCUCCCCAUCACCGUCAAAAAGACCAACCCCUGCCGUGGUCCCCUCGCAGCCAGCCAGCUCGUCACCAUGCAUGACCUGAAGCAAGGCCUGGGCCCCUCAGGGUCGGCCACUGCACAGAAGUCGAGUCCCAACAAGUACAAGCUCAAGGACUCGGUCUACAUCUUCCAAGAGGGGGCCUUGCCGCCGUACCGACAGAUGUUCUACCAGUUCUGUGACCUGAACGUGGAGGAGCUGCAGAGAGUCAUUCACCGCAAUGACGGGGCGGAGAGCUCAUGCACUGAGCGGGACGGCUGGUGCCUCCCCAAGACCACAGACGAGCUGAGGGACACCAUGUCCCUCAUGAUCCGGCAGACCAUCCGCUCCAAGAGGCCUGCUCUCUUCUCCAGCCCGACCAAAGCGGACAGUGGGAAAGAGCAGCUGACCGGUGAGUCCGGGGAAGACGACGAGGAGGAGGAAGACGAGGAGGAGGAGGAGUUCAAGCCGUCUGACGGGAGCGAGAACGAGAUGGAGACGGAGAUCCUGGACUACGUGUAACGCAGCCCUGGGCCCUCGGCCGGGCCCCCCGCCCAGGCCCGAAGAGGGGGCCGGGACGCGCCAGGCACCCCAGCGCUGCCUGCAGCAGCCAGCACGGCCCUAGGCAGCCUGUCUGAGGAGAGCAGCUGGGUGCGCUGCCCCUGGUCCUGCCCAGGCUGCCCCCUGGCCCCGGGUGCCUGUGCCUGGCCUCACCAGCCCAGCACCCUGCCCUGCCUGUGGCUGAGACGAGCGGGAGCUGGCGGUGGGGAUGGUUCGGCCCGGGAGGGGCUGGCCCGGCUGGGGUCAGACUGGAGGUGAGGGCGGGGCAAGGACCCUGGUCCAGGUCACGGUGGCGAAGACUGUCCUUAGGGUUAGACCCCAUCUGUUGGGGUGACCUGGCAAAGGGCAGGCCAAGCUGGAACUGUCCUCAUUAAAGACA
Budorcas taxicolor (takin) is the source of this 2282-nucleotide messenger RNA. RefSeq names its product general transcription factor IIIC subunit 5 (gene GTF3C5). Bases 221 to 1864 code for a protein of 547 amino acids. The record is from RefSeq and is a predicted model, not a curated record. Gene Ontology annotation, biological process: transcription initiation at RNA polymerase III promoter. Gene Ontology annotation, cellular component: transcription factor TFIIIC complex. The transcript is spliced from 12 exons. Lineage: Eukaryota; Metazoa; Chordata; Mammalia; Artiodactyla; Bovidae.